Molecule: messenger RNA, 1140 nt
Organism: Coregonus clupeaformis (lake whitefish)
Lineage: Eukaryota; Metazoa; Chordata; Actinopteri; Salmoniformes; Salmonidae
Gene: dynlt2b
Product: dynein light chain Tctex-type 2B
Exons: 5
Coding region: 159-533 (124 amino acids)
Biological process (GO): microtubule-based movement
Cellular component (GO): cytoplasm; cytoplasmic dynein complex
Molecular function (GO): dynein intermediate chain binding
Source: RefSeq, a predicted model, not a curated record
UUGUUACACUUCCGGUAGCGCAAAUGUUGUUAUGGUAACGUAAGCAAACCUUGAUUCUGCUCCUCUUGAGGCUUUAGCUCAAUCUCCAUGUUUUUAUGUAUUAUUUGCUAAAUUAGCUUUCUUACCAUCCAACGCACCAUAAUACAUACGCAGUUAAAAUGGAGGGAGCAGAUACCGGAGGAAAUACUUACCUCAUUAGACCGAAUUAUCAUCACAAGUUCAAAGCAGCUGUUGUGAAGGAGUGCAUUCGUGAUAUCCUGAGAGAACAACUCUCUGGGGUGCAAUAUGAUCCGGAUGAGGUCGCCGUUUUGUCCCGUUCAUUAGCAGAUUGCAUAAAGCGCAAACUGAAGGAUGUGGGCUUUGACCGAUACAAGCUGGUGGUACAAGUGGUUAUUGGAGAGCAGCGAGGAGAAGGUGUCAAGAUGGCUGCCAGGUGUUUCUGGGAUGCUGACACAGACAGCUACGCUCAGGACAUUUUUAUGAAUGACAGUUUAUUCUGUGUGGCGGCUGCUUUCGGCAGUUAUUACUACUGAGGACAAAAGAAGAUGGGAUGAUUUUGCAAUAGCUUUGCUUUUAAAAGCAUGUAUUUGCAUAAUUGCUUUGACACAAGAAAUGUGACUGAACUUUUAAUGAGAGUGCUCCACAUAAGACAUCUGUCUCUGAAAUCCAGGGCCCGAAUCCACAAAACAUCUCAGAGUAGGAGUGCUGAUCCAGGAUCAGUUUUUGCCAUUUUUAGAUCAUCGUGAAUAGGAUUACAUGGACGGAUCCUAGAUCACCCACUCCUACACUGAGAUGCUUGGUGGGUUCGGGCCUAGAACUCGCUCUUUCCCCGGAGAAGAUGCACUGUGCAAUUUUUGUUGUUUUUGUAAGAAGCAGCAAAUGACAGUUGAAAUACUCUUGACAGAAAGAGGACUGUGGCCAUGCUUAACUGCAGAGGAAAACGAGACAGGUACUGUUUUAUUCAUACUGCUGUCAGGCCAACCUGAGAAUAAAACAUGCAUAACCUACAUACAUACUGUAGCUGUAACAUGGGGUUAAAUGCAGUCUACCAAUGUUUUCUUUCUAAUGUAUGUCAUUUUACAUCACCCUUAUUGCUGUUUUGUAUACAAGAUUAGUUUAUUAAAUUGAAUUAAUUUCAAA